This is a messenger RNA of Symbiodinium necroappetens, 3486 nucleotides long. The record is from the annotation of a GenBank genome assembly. Lineage: Eukaryota; Dinophyceae; Suessiales; Symbiodiniaceae.
AUGGCUGCAGCGGGAGUGCCUGUUGAUGACGACGAUGAUUUGCCAGACCUUGAACCAGCAGGGCCGCAGCCACAGCCGGCCGGGAAUCCGUUUUCUCCUUCGCACGCGAGCCCAGAGACCAGCAUUGUCAUGACACAAAGCAUGUUUAACACUAUCAUGGAGCAGUUGGCGAGUGCAACGAGAAGAGCCAGUGAAGCAGCUGCUGCCGCAGUUGCGAAUGCAUCCAAGUCCUCAGGCUCCGACGGCCAAGGGUUCACAGCUGCCAGCAAGAUAUUGAAGUAUCCUGCUGAGUUUGGGUCAGAGAGCCACGAAACAGAUUUGAACCAAUGGCAAGAUUUUACGCAUCAGCUGAAAAGCUGGCUUAUAUUUGCGGAGCCAGCAUUUGAAGUCGAACUGGAUGCAAUCGAGAAGAACCUGGGGACUCCUGCCACGCUUUCCUCAAUGACCACAGAGCAAGUGGAGAACAGAUGCGGGUUUGAGACGUGGAGGCGUCUGAACAACGCCUAUGCGCCGAAAACCCGUGCUCGUUCCAUGGCAGUGCUAUCGGCCCUUAUGCAGACCCCACAUUUCACGAAAGACAAAACAAUGAGAGAGCAAAUUCAGAGCAUGGAGAGAGUUGCUGCAAAAUAUGCCAAGAUCAGCGGGCAUGAUGUUACCCCGGAUGUUAUGCGGGGUGUCCUUCUUCGGGUGCUGCCGGCCCAGGUGAGACAGCAUGUGCAACUCUCGCUGACCGAGAGCUCUAGCUAUUCCUCCGUGCGUGACUAUAUCCUUUCCUACGAGCUCUCGAGCACAACCUGGAACCCAACACGUGUGCAGCAAGCCCUAGGCAUGUUGCCGAGCACAGGUUCCAAGGCAGAGCAGGGGCCACAGCCAAUGGACGUAGACCAGGUAGGUGCAGUCACCCGCAAAGGCAAGGACCGAGACAACAAAGGCAAAGGCAGAGGCGACAGCAAAGGAAAGAAAGGCAAGCCCAAAGGCAGCAAAGGCGACACCAAAGGAAAGAAGGGCAAGCGCCAGCAACCACAGCAGCCCGGGAGCAAAGGCAAGCAGCCAGGACAGCAGCCGCAAAAGCAGAUCACAUGUCACAAUUGCGGGCGGCCCGGCCACUAUGCACGUGAUUGUUGGCGUCCCCGGCAGGUCCAGAACGUCACCGCGGAUGCGACUAUUCAGCCAGGCCAGGCCAGCACAACCGUAGCAAGCACGAAUGUCCCGUCUAGUGCGGCAAGCGCUGCGUCCUCAAUGCCGAGCACCGCCGUGCGCCGAGUGGUUGCAGAGCCGCGCGUGUCCGACCUUGAGCUGCCUAGCGAGCCCAGCCGCCUUUGCGUAGUUUCCUUUGCAAGUGCUCCCGAGCGGUUUCAGCUCGACUCGUCCGAUGACGAUGGUGUGUGGGCCGUCACGACGGCCGGUGCCGCGAGCGUCAUUGUUGACAGUGGCGCGGACGUGUCUUGUGUGCCCCUCAGCUAUGGUCCUCCCAUCAAUGUGCAAGAGGAGCGUUUGAUAGAUUUCGUGAUCGGCGCCGGGACCCCACAUGAGAUAACCAUUCGCGAGCGGUGUGUGGUAUCGCAGGUGAGCCAGCUGCUCGUGAGCAUGGGGCGCUUGAUCGCCCGUGGCUGGUGGCCUUGCAAAGGCACACAAGGCAUGUGGUUGGCCCACGACAGCGGGGCCGAGAUUCCUCUAGGGUUGCGCGGCAUGUCGUUGACCAUGAGUGCCGAGAUAAGACGCGUGAGUGAGGACCAGAGUGCACUUCCAGGUGCCGUCCAGAGUUCAGCCGCAGGUGCCGCCCAGAGUUCAGCCACAGGUGCCGUCCAGAGUUCAGCCACAGGUGCCGUCCAGAGUUCAGCCGCAGGUGCCGUCCAGAGUUCAGCCACAGGUGCCGUCCAGAGUUCAGCCGCAGGUGCCGUCCAGAGUUCAGCCGCAGGCGUCGUGCAAAAGCCAGGUGGCGCAACAGCAGGCAUGGUCAGUGUCAGAGCCAUUGGUCGUGCUAUCCCAAGCCGUGUCCUUGAUGAUUUUCAGUUCGGUUGGCAGCUUGCAAGUUCAGGGCACAUGGUGUGGCGCGGCAUUUCGAAAGUUAUGAUUGACCCGUCUAUCAUGGCUCCUGACACGUGGCCGUUCAGGUCUACCUUGAUGCGCCGGAAUGAGCGUGUGCCCUGGCUUGUGGUCGAGCAUUGCGCUAAGUGGCUUGAGCUUGAAGACGUGGAGGAAGAUAUCCCCGGUGGCGGGGAAGCCGAGCUGAUAGUUGUGCUGCAUGGUCAGCACGAGCCCUUGGAUGCAGCAGGCAUCGAGGUUUCCGAUGAGUUGAUGGGUGAAGUUGAGAUCCCGGCAGAGGGGUCGCCAGAGCCAGCCGAUGAUGCAGAUGAGUUUGCCGAUGAUAUUUUGGUUGAGGCCCCAGACCAGGAGGGAGGCCGCAGCGCUGCAGAGAGUGAGCGUGAGUCUGUUACGGUCGAUGGUGUCGAGCUGUCGUAUGCAAGCCCGUUGCAAGUGCUAAAUGCCUGCGAGAAGCUGGGGCUCCGAACUUCGGGUUCCAAGAGUCGGUUGUUUGAGCGUGUGCGUGCGUACUUGGACAAGCAAAAGCUUUCGCUGGAGCACGACGUUGCCAGGGACGCAAAAAGUGUUGAGUCGAGGCAGCCUCGCAUGCAAACGCUGCCAAAGCCACCAUCGCCCCAGGAGCAGCUCAUCCACGAGCUGACGCACACACCGUUUGCCCCGUGGUGUGGGCAUUGCAUUGCCAUGAGGUCCCUACCGGACAGGGCAGAGACAGUCACGAGCGGACCGAGGGACAUUGCAACGGUGUCGUUUGAUUUCUUUUACACUGGAUAUGAGCCAGAAAAGAAUGAACUCAUCGAGGCGAGGCCCGCCACCGAGGAGGAUGCGAAAGACCUCUUGUGCUGUUUGAUAGCACACGACUCUGUGACAGGGUCAGUGCUUGCAGUGCCGACCCCGUCCAAGGGUGCAACGCGGCACUUGGGUGUCGAGCUUAUGCGUUUUGUUCAGUCGUUGGGGCAUGCUGCUGUUGAGCUUCGUUGCGACCAAGAGCCAGCGACAAUCAAGUUGCAGAAGGCCGUUGUGAAUGCAAGGUUGCGGCUGGGACCCAAGACCACCGAGAGGUUGGCGUGCACUUUCCUCGACUUGCUAAGGAACCGCUUCGCCGUGACCGGCGGGCUCACCGCUUACGAGCGGACAGCAAGUGGCAACCCAAAGUGGGUGAAAGCCAUUUUCCUCACGAAGACCACCACCUCGGAUAUGUACGUGCUGGGCACCAAGGGAGGCAUCAGGCUCUCGCGCGCGGUGCGGCGCACAGGUCAGGAUUGGAAGCUUGAGGCGCCUUUGUUUGAUUCUGUUGCCGGCUUCCCUUGGGGCUACAGCGUCGUGGGCACCAGGCUCGUGCCACCAGCAAAGGGAAGGAAGGCGAUUGCCGCCGAUGAUGCGCCGGCGGGGUUUCAAGAAGCAAGCCGCGACGAAGCAGGGAGCGACCCGCCUGACGCACCC